Xiphophorus couchianus (Monterrey platyfish) is the source of this 8810-nucleotide messenger RNA. RefSeq names its product E3 ubiquitin-protein ligase RBBP6-like. The record is from RefSeq and is a predicted model, not a curated record. Lineage: Eukaryota; Metazoa; Chordata; Actinopteri; Cyprinodontiformes; Poeciliidae. The transcript has 12 exons. Bases 4428 to 7871 code for a protein of 1147 amino acids.
AUUUUGGAGGAAGUAAGUUGAAACCAAACGGCCUUUUUCCAGCAUAACUUCGGCUUCAUUCGUUUAUUACGUGAUAUUGCUGAAUUAAGCGCAUUGAUUAAUUGCUUAAUCGUGUUUACGCGUUUUAUUUGAACUUUAAAGGAAUACAGCUACUUCAAGAAAGUGGAGUCAUCCCACGCAAACGCUAUAAAUGUGAAAGGAUGUAUUCACAAGGAUCUGACUACGGUUACAGGCGGGAGGAUGGUGACAGAAAUUCAAGACAGAAGUGGGAUGAUUAUGAUGACAGACGGGAAGACAGGCACGACUUCUGCAGUAAUACACCUCGGGCUUCUUAUUAUAAGUACAGCAGUGAGGGACACAGUAGCACAACCCGGGUGAGCAAAAGUCAAGAUUACAGCGAGUCUCCUAAAACACUCUGCAGCUCAGAUUCAGUAAGCAGAGAGUGGCGUAGAAUGAGCCCGGUGAGGAGGCAUUUGUCCCCACCUGAUUGGGAUGUGCCUGAAGUUAAAAGGCGAAGGCAAACAGAGGAAGAUGAUACGGAUUAUAGAUAUAAACGGGAUUCCCCAGAAAAAGCUCACAGGCUGUCACCAGCAGGUUUUUUACGUAACCAACAGUUGGGAUAUUCGCAGUCACAUGAAGAUGAUACCAGAUACAGGAAAAUGUCGCCAUAUUCCAGAUCCAGAAAUCAACGUGAAGAACUGCCUCACAAAUACCAGUAUGAGGAUUUCUUUGACAGAGAUUCAUCUGAUCGUUUCGAAGGAAGUGCUUAUAGGAGACCUGGGUAUUCGCUAGAGAGGACCCUCUCACCAGACGACACUACAAAGAUUCAAGCCAAGAUGAGAGAGAGAAUACCCAACUCCUCGGCAUCUGGGUAUUAUGAUGAAUAUUAUGAAAACAGAACCACGGUGCCUCUAAAUGGAUCCAGUGGACAGUCUUCUAAUAGCGACGCCCCUCUACAGAGAGCCGCACUCCCCGAAGACAAGUCAUCCAAAGGCUUCCAACGCUUUCUUGAAGUACUCAACAAGGGCGUGAAUGUUGACGUUCUCACUCAGAUAGUAAGUCAGAGCCCUGCACCACAGUGUGAUGGGCCCAUUAUUCCAAGGUCUUUUGUGAAAGUUGCAGAUCAACAGUGGUCUCCCAGUUGCACUGAGAGGCAACAGAAAUCAUAUAAAGAUAACAGCUACUGGAAUGAAAGUAAGGGCUCCCUCAGGUCGACAUCUCCACUGCCUCAUCAUCACUCCGCUAGUCCAGACCGGAAUGUCGUGUCUAUUGGCAGCAAAUCCCCUUCAGUGGAAAAGACGAGUAUAACACAUGAAGAUGAGCAAAGGCGCAAGCAAAUGCAAGACGUUUUACAGGCUAUCGGUGUGGAUUUGGGAUUCGAGGAGCUCGGUCAAAUGUCCCAUCGAAUCCAGGAGCGUCUUUAUGGUAAGAGGGAUAACGAGCGUGGCCGCAGAUUAAGUAGAGAAAGAGGUGUUGGACAGACGUUCACCGAGGGACGCAGAAGUAGAUCGUUGUCAAGCAGUUCUAGUUUUAGCCCACCAACUCAAAAUUUUUAUACAAGGAAAGACUCCUUAAGCAAUUCAAGGGACGAAGCAGACCUGCAGCGAUCUGAACGCAGUUCGGAGUUAAAAAGGAGGACUUUUCAGGAUGGUCAGAGCAGUGAGGAGAGUAAAAUAAGCACAGUGAAGAGCAUUCCUGCACUGAAUGUUGCUUCCAAACCUAUCUCUGCUGUAAGGCAACCUUCUCCAGCAAUGAUGCCUCCAACUCUUCCAAGGCUACCUUAUACUCCCAUCACCCAUCCACCACCGUCAUACCCAACUGUUCCUCCACCUCCGCUUCCUUUCCCGCCUCUUGCCGGACCAGGAAGUUUCCUUCCCCAUGUGCCUCCCAUGCUCCCUCAUCCUUUCUUUCCACCUCCAAAUGUCUUUCCUCCGCUGCACCCUCAAGUGAGACCGCCAUUCCCACCGAACCUGCAGCUUUGCAAUCCAACAAACGUAAAGGCUCAACCGGCCAUGAAAACAAAGCAAAUAUCAAGAACGCAAGGAAGGCGCCGCUUCCUGCAGUUUAUUAAGUGAGUGUGAUAUGUCAUCAUUCAUAUGCUUUUUUUAUUUGGAAAACACUGAAAAAGACAUAGUUUGUAGCUUUUUCUUAUUUGUUUUGUAAAAUGCACAAAACAAACAAUGUAACCUGGUUGGAGGUAAUUUGAAGGCGAAAAAUAAAACUGUACAGUUAAUGGUCAUAAAGUAAAUAGUUUUUGCUCGAAGUAAUCGUUUCCACCUAAGAAUGACACAUUAUUGCAUAUGAUGAAAGAGAAUAAACACUGGGCAUCUAUCAUAACUGAACCAGUAGUGGAGUUUAGUCUGUAAUGAUCAACAUCUGUUUGGUAUCCAAAGUUCAUAAAUUCUGAAUUCUGCCAUGAGUCCAGCUCUGGCUUAGAAAAAUUUUCUUUUGCAUGCAUAUAUUUCAUUUUUUUGACUGAUUUUGUUAACAUAAAGAAAGACUAUUGAAUUGUCUUGUCAGGUUUACCUCAUUAUUUGUGUACUUGUAGUUACCACUUGUUUAAUAAUAUGAAGUGUACAACAUUAAAAAGUUAUUCAAAGGAAACUUUGAAGCAAUUGUUCUUUUAUUACUGAUUUUUUUAAUGCAGUGAAAGUAGGUGUUCUUUUAAUAACAAUAUGGUCUUGCAAUUGUUAGUCCAUAUUGCUAUUUUUACCAUUGUCAAGAUUUUUAAAAAUCUGCAGUUUCCACUUAAAUUUCUUAUUCAAAUGUGGUUGAAAGCAGAAGUAGUGACUGGCAACAAGCAAAAGCUUUCUUGUCUAAUCACAUAUAAAAGCUAAAUUGCUAAAGAAAUUGAUAUUGGUUCUGGUAGAAAGGUGUCAGUCUGGUUAGUGUAUUGCAGUUUGUUGCAUAUGGAACUGCAUGAUCCCAGAACAUUUAGGGCACCAACACUGAUCCUUGAUCAUGGCUGCAGAAAUAAUGGAAGCAAGAGCAAUAGAAAUACGCUGUAUUAUAAUCAGACCGGCCUGGUCUGAUCAAACACUUUUCUUUUACAUCACGUGGAUAACCAGGUGGCGGUACUCUGCUUACCUCAGGGAUAAAAGAUGCACCGUAGGAAUUAGACAACCAUUUGAGGCACUGUGAUACUUUGGCUCUGUUCCUAUGACGACUGCAACUUACCUUAGCAUUGUGGCGAUCCGUGUACACUUGACGUUGAUAGAUUGCUUUGACUUCUUUCAGCAGCUUAAUUAUCCCAAAAGGCAAAUUUGGUACAGGAUUACAACAAGUUUAAGUUGUCCUAUCCUAUCCAGUUUUUUAAGGUCUUGUUUUGUAAUUUGCAGGAUUUAAAGGAUAUGCUUCUAACAUCUUCGUGACAAUCCACUACUCUAUCAUGUCAUAAUAUUGUGCCUGAUCGGUGUGUAUACUUGGUACAAUAUUAACAAUAACAGGAAACAUUUUUUUUUUAUUUAUGCAUUCACUUUUCAAGUACACAUACACUUUUUCCUGUUUCUUGUACAAUAUGUUUUGUGAAAUAUGCAUCCUACUUUACUUCUAUUGGUAUAUCUAUAUAUGCAUGUCAUUUAAAUUUUAUGGUCCUGGCCAGCUUUUAAAAUUAGCUUGAUACAACCUCAGAUAAACCAAAAUGUAUUAUGCAUAGGUCUAUGAAUAAUAUGAUUAUUAUUCAGAUGCUUGUUCCAGAUGUAAAAGCAGUUUCUGGGUAAAAAGAAAAAAAAAGUUCCUAGCUCACUUGAAAAUCUUGUUAAAUCACCUCUAGUUCUGAUUGCUUGAAGUAAACGUCUCCUGUGUUGUAUUUUUUUUUAUUUCAUUCUGAUUGACAUUUUGUCUUUACAAACGGACACAAAUUGUAAUGUCAUGAAUCAGUCAUUCUCAGGUAAAUAUGUGUCUGUUUACUGUGUAAUAUUACAAUCAGAGUGGAGGUAAAUUUUGUCUUGCUUUCACUUAAAAACAUUUUUAAGUUAUGGCAGGUUUUUGAGUUGUUUAACAGAUUUUGUAUUUAUGUAAUUUUAACAAGUGGAAGGGUUUAGUUGACUUUUCCCUGAUAUUAAAAUUACCAAUAUAUUUAGUUAGCUCAUAUAAGAGUUUCAGACAACGAAUAUUUUUUUCUGUAGGCAUCUCCUCAACGUGUUUUUGCAGUGGUGGUCCUCCAUCACACAGGUGGCGCUAUUGAACAAUUAUCAUUUUUAACGCCUUAAAGAUUCUGUCCUUUUGCUCUCCAGAGCAGUUUAUGGCCGAAUUAUUUUGACCAGACCUUUUUCCACCAAAGAAGGUUAAUUUCGUCUACGUAUUGUCACAGCAAGCUAUUUUGGAGCUCAUUUUAUUUAUGUUUUUGAUAAAAACAGCUAUUCGGUUGUGUAGCAGAUGACGGUUUUCCAGCAGAAGAGCCUCUAUAAACUGUGAAAGGCAGUACGAUGGAUUCACAUGACAAUGCCUGGAGUUUUCCUGCUCAAAGGCUGCAGGUACGUCUGGAGCCAGAUCAACAGAAGCUUGUUAACACCAACAGGAUAGAGAGAGUCCAAAGAUUUACCGAUCACUGGCAAACACGCCCUAUGUACACUGCUGUCCAGCCUCACAGCGGUGGUGUAGCCUGGAAGGAACAAAGCUCCCCAUCCCUGAACUCCCCAGACCCAGAUGGAAACCCAUUCAACUCAGAGGAUGAGGAAGAUCCUGAGUUGGCGAGAAAGAAGCGAGAGCUUCAGGAGUUACAUGAGCAGAUUAUGCACAAGAAAACCACCAUCGCUAUCAAAGCAAUUAAGAUGAUUGUGAAGAAUCCAGAUUCUCCUGAUGACCAGGAGUUUGAUACUUACAAUCCUGAAUCGCUUCGAGACAGAGUGACUGAGAUAUUGCAGCAACGUUCAUUCAGCUUUUUCUCCAAGGUUAAGUUAUGUAAACAAAAAGCAAAAGUUGCUGCUUCGAGAAAAGAUGAAGUGAAGCAGCAGCACCACCCACUGAAGCUCAGAGUGAAGGCAUUAAAUGCACACAGACUCAGGGACCGCGGCAUUUUACCACCCAGCAGAGAGAAGAUCCUUGAUGUUCCUCCACCUCUCACCACCCAGGCUGUUGCUUCACCGGCUAAAGAGGAAAGCAACGCUGCUAAGGGCUUCGAACGCUUCCUGAAUGUGCUCAACAGAGGAGCUGAUCUCAACCUGAAAAGCAUGCUUUCAGAUGACCCUCUGCCUCCUCCUGACCACAUCAUUACUUCGCCUGCAAAGCAGCAGCAGGAGGAGACCACCACCAACAAGGGAUAUGAGCACUUACUCACUGCUCUCAAGACAGUAGCAGCAGCAGUCCCUAACAUGAAAAAAACGGGUCCUGAUGUCCCUCUGCUGCCUCCUGGCUGCAGCAUUACUUCCCCUGAAAGACAGGAGAGAACCACAAGCAAGGGAUAUGAGCGCUUACUCAGUGUUCUCAACAAAGGAGCUGCUCCCAACUUGAAUACCACGAUCCCUGAUGUUUCGCUAAAUCCUCCCAGCCAUAGCGACCCUCAGAGAACAAAAAAGGAGAACAGUACCAAGAAGAGUCCUGAGGGCGAGAGCAGAGCCAGUCGAGGUUCUGAGCAUACAGGGCAACAUUCUGAGAGUAAGAACAGUGCAAGCAGAAAAUCUGAGAGCAAGAGCAAAGCCGACAGAUGUUCAGACCACGAGAAAAGUGAAAACAAACAUUCUGAUCACGAGAAAAGUGUCAACAAGCAUUCUGACCGCAAGACCAGUCCAAAAAGAGGCAAUGAGGGCAAAACUGGUGACAGCAGAGCUUCUGAGGACAAGAAAAGUGUUGACAGAGGCUCUGACCUUGAGAGUACCAUCAGCCGAUGUUCUGAAGUCAAGAAAAGAAAUUCUGAUUGUAAAGACGGAGUUGAUAGAGGUUCUGAGAACGCGAACAACCUCGACAGACCUUCUGAACGCAAGGGCAGUGUCCACAGAGUUUGUGAGCGCGAGAGCAGUGCGAACCAAGGUUCUGAGAUUGAAAACAUUCUCGACAGAAGUUCUGAAACCAAGAGGAGUGUCAGCAAAGGCAGCGUUGAUCGGCUCCUUGAAGACAAGGGCAGCUUGACAAGAAAUUUUGAGUCCGAUAGCGGUGCAAACAGAAGUUCUGGGCACAAGAACAGUGGCGACCAAGCUUCUGAGUCAGAGAGCGGUGUCAGUAAAACUCUUAAAAGUGAGAGUGAGAAGAACAGAGGUCUCAAGAGCAAGAGCAGUGAUAACAAAGGUUUUGAGCGCUUUGUGAGUCUGCUCAACAGUGGAGUGGACAUCACCAAGCUCAGUAAGAUGAUCAAAGAGGAGGUUGAUGAUCUUCCAAAAACCUCUCCCUCUGGUUUGAAAAAGGCCCCCAAGAGUGAAAACCAGAAGUCCGAUACUGGAUUCUCGCUGCCAGGCUGCAGUGGGAUCAGCAGCGUAAAAUCAAAAACUGUCAAUCAAGAGACGUCUUCACCUGAAGACGUUGAGAUAAAGAAAGUUAAAAAAAGGAGCAGUUUGGACUCUAGUAGUCAACCAGAGCCCGCCCUGGAAGUGAAAAAGAAGAAGGAAGAGGAAAAGGGAACCUCAGAAAUAGAUGAAAAGCAGAAACAAGUGCAGAGCAUUCUUAAAACGUUGGGUUUGAAUUUGGAUGUGGAGGAAUUGACCAAACUAACAGAUCGCACUCAGGAGAGGCUAUAUGGAAGGAAGAAUGAAGGUAGAGAGACGAGCGAAAGCAGGAUGGAACAGAAAAGUCAACUUGCGCUCUCCCAUAAAAAACACAGUAGGUCCCGCUCCUCCUCUUCCUCUUCGUCGUCUUCUUCGUAUUCUUCUUCUUCCUCUUCCUCCUCAACUUUCUCUAGAUAUGCCUCUAGAAGCCGUAGUCGGAGCCCUCGGGGCCGCCGGCAUCGGCGCUCUCGCAGCAGAGAUGCACAUAGACGUUCUCGUGACAGAGGCAGAGAUGGAGGGAAGGGGCAUAGCAGGACUGAGGCCAAUAAAGACCCCCAGAGGCCCAGUUACAGAAACCAACAACAUCCUUUUUGUUCUCCUUACGGUACUCCUUCUGCAUAUGCCGAUUACAAUUUCUACCAAUAUGCCCAGUAUAUGAACUACUACAAUGCCUACAACAGUGCUAUAAACUCCAAUUGGGUAUUUGAUCCAAAUCAGAGUCAUGUGCCACCGUCCCGUUCACAGUGGCACUCAGUAUUAGCAGAUAUGAAGCUUCCCAACCAACCUGGACAGAUCUCACUUCAUGACUUCAUGCUGUUCAUGAAUCCAGACUUGUCUGGGAGUGAAGGUCAGAGCAACGAACCCUCUGGUUCUCGUUGCCUCACGGUUAUCGAUACUAUACCAUCUUCUGCAAGCAGCGCGACUCAAUGUCGACGGUUAAUGAAUCUGGAGAGGAAUGAGUUGGGGUUGAAAAGAAAGAAUCAUAUAAAAAAUAAGAGAAAACAGUCUGCAAGAUCAACUGAAGACUUUACACCGAAGAGAAUCGUAGAAAAGUCUACUGAGAAAAAACCUGCAGAGACAUUGACUGCAGAGAAAAAAGCCUCAGAAACGGUUUCUAUGGAGAAAAAAACCCCAGAGACGGUUGCUAUGAAAGAAAAGAUUGCAGAGACGGUUGUUAUGGAGAAAAAGGUUGCAGAGACGGUUGCUAUGGAUAUAAGAGUUGCAGGGAAGAAAACCAUCAACUCGAAGACCUUAAACUCCACGCCGUCACAGGGUAAGACUUCUGGUGCUAUAACCAAGGCAAUGGAAGAGAAGAAACGUCGCCUUGCAGAGGAGAAAAUAAAGACCAACCUGAGGGAAAAGCUUCUAGAGUUUAACCGGAAAGCGAGGCUGCUGACACAACCCACCACCACCAUCAAGCCAUCAGCAAACUCCCUGGACUCUGAGCUCCUUUAAUGUGAGGAUCUGUAGAAACUCUGACAUCCCCCGUGGAUCGCUGACCUUCAUUUCAGUCCUUACAUAAACAUUUUGCUACUCCCUGUUCGAGCUGAAUCCUCCUCCAAAUACCACAAGUAAAUGAAAACUUCCUCAGAAAAAUGUACUUUCUUAAGUUGUUCCUAGUUUAUAUCGAGGUUUUUACUUUUGUCACCACUAAUUAUGUUAUGUUCUAACAUUUAUUUGCUGGUUCUGUUAUACUUAACCUUUUUUUGUUGCCAGGAGUCUUUUAGUUUGUCUGGUUUCCCUAGUAAACUGUUUAAAAACUGUUUAAAUUAUUGUGGAUGUUUGAUUUAUUUAGUUAUACUGUAAUUUUGAGGUGCUACUUCUGAAAGUCUUCACUACCUUAACGUAAAACUCCAAGGGCAAAGUUGGUCUGUGGAGCUUGUCUGUACAGCCAGACAAUAAGCUGAAUUUUUUUAAAAAGGAGAAACCUUAUACAUAACUUUCUCUUGACUUUGGAUGUCAAAAAUUAGCAAUGAACAGAAAAACGUAUUAAAUAUGUGGGAGAAGAGAGGCUUGUCUCUUUAAACUCAAUAAUUGCUGACUAAUUGUAGAAUAUGAAUUUUUUAGUUUCCAAUUCUUUUCAUGUUUUUUGUUUUUUUCUUUUACUAAGGGACAUGUGGAUCAAGUUAAACCCAGAGACUUGGAUCUGUAACUACAAUAACAUUGCCUCAGCAAACAUUCACUUAAGGGUACCAAAUUCAUGUACAGGCCACACAUUUCAGAUUUCUAUUCAUAUAAAAGUUAAAUCCUUCACUACUUUUUAUUGGUCUUCAGUGUAACAGAUUGAAGUUUGUAUUUUCACAAAGCAUUUUUUUAUGCAUUUAACAGCAGAAGGAAGUAGGUUUAUAUUUGGCAUUGUACUGCUCCAGUGUAAAUUAAAAUUUGCAAAAGAUG